Molecule: messenger RNA, 5339 nt
Organism: Camellia sinensis
Lineage: Eukaryota; Viridiplantae; Streptophyta; Magnoliopsida; Ericales; Theaceae
Source: RefSeq, a predicted model, not a curated record
GGCUGAGAUGAAUUUUUUUCCCGCCCGUCUCUCUGUCUCUCCUCUUUCAUCUCUGCCCCCCUCUUUCAUCCAUCCUCUUUCAUACGCUCCUCUCUCUCUACCUCUCUUCUCUGCCUCUCCUCCCACGACGACACUGCCACUCACCGACUACCGACCACCUCUCCUCGCCUCUUGCUGUCCUUUCUUCUCUCGACCACCAACUCUCUUUUCUCACCCUUCUCCUUCCCUGACGCCCUGUCCCGUCGCCGCCGACAACGAAGCUGUUCUUCAUAAGCUGCUAAUGCACUUGAGAUUUUAAAUUUCACACAAAUCAAUGGAAAGCCAAUUAGAAUAAUAUUUUCUCACCGAGAUCCUACCAUUCGCAAAAGUGGAUUAGCGAAUGUUUUCAUCAAGAAUUUGGAUGCAUCCAUAGACAACAAAGGAUUGCAUGAAACUUUUGCCGCUUUUGGUAGUGUGUUGUCUUGCAAGGUAGCCAUUGAUGCCAAUGGUCAAUCAAAAGGCUAUGGGUUUAUGCAGUUUGACCAGGAAAAAGCUGCACAAAAUGCAAUCAAACGGUUAAAUGGCAUGUUGAUGAAUGAUAAACAAGUUUAUGUUGGCCUUUUUGUCCGUCGCCAGGAAAGAAAGUGAAUGGAUCACCAAAGUUCACUAAUAUUUAUGUGAAAAUUUUUUCUGAGACUACUACUGAUGAGGACCUUAUGAAAAUUUUUGGGCAAGUAUGGUCCGAUCACCAGUGUAGUUGUUACGAGGGAUGCAAAUGGAAAGUCCAGAUGUUUUGGUUUUGUAAAUUUCCAGAACCCAGAUGAUGCUGCUGCUGCAGUAGAGAACUUGAAUGGGUCCUCUUUAAAUGAUGACAAAGUUUUGUUUGCGGGGAAGGCUCAAAGGAAAGCAGAAAGAGAGGUAGAAUUGAAAGCCAAAUUUUAAUAGGAAAGAAACAGUAGAUUUGAAAAAUUACAAGGUGCUAAUUUAUAUCUCAAAAAUCUUGAUGACAGCGUUACUGAUAAAAAACUGAAGGAGCUAUUCUCCAAGUUUGGAACCAUAACAUCGUGCAAGAUCAUGCUUGAUCCACAAGGGGUGAGUAAGGGUUCUGGUUUUGUGGCCUUCUCAACCUCCGUGGAAGCUACAAGAGCUAAACCUUUAUAUGUUGAAAGGAGGGCACAAUUGCAGUCAUAAUGGAAAGUUCAGCUAUGGUUAUGCAAGCUCCCUUGGAAAAAGGUCUACAAUGGAAUAUUUUUAUGAGACAAGAAUUGAUGGUGUGGAUGGAGAGAUAGUUGGUCUCUUUGGAGUUUUUGAUGAGGCCUCUGUUUUCCUUCCUCUUCGAUCAUAACCUCUUCACCACUGACUUUUCAAAGAAAAGAACAUGGCCGACGCGUUGGUUGGGGGAGCAUUUCUGUCUGCUACCCUUCAAGUGUUGUUUGAUCGGUUGGCCUCUCGCGAGGUCAUCAACGUCUUCCGGGGCCGAAAGGAUGGCGAUAGACUCCUCAAGAAGCUCAACCUAUCAUUGCUGGAACUUCGUGCUGUGCUGAAUGAUGCUGAGAACAAGCAAAUCACUAACCCAGCUGUGAAAGAGUGGGCGGAAGAGCUUAAAGAUGUCAUCUACCACGCAGAUGAUUUAGUAGAUGAAAUUGCUACCGAGGCUUUGCGCUCCAAGUCCGAAGCCGACUACCAAAGCAGCAGCAGCACUAGCAGCCACAGCCGCCUAAGCCAGGUACUAAGUUUAAUCCCUCUGACCUUGACAUCCUCUGUCUCUACUACUGCUAGUUUAUUUGAUGCGGGGAUAGAGUCCAGGUUAGAGAAGAUCAUUCAUGACUUGGAAUAUUUUGCACAAAAGAAAGAUGUCCUUGGUUUGAGAGAAGUUCGUGGACAUAAUAACUGGUUUCACAAGUCCCAAACCUCUUCUUUGGUCGAUGAAUCUGGUGUUUAUGGAAGGGAUUUUGACAAGGAGGAUGUAAUGAAGGUGCUGCUCUCCGAUGAUGAUGCGAGUGGUAGUAAUGAGAUAGGUGUGCUUGCAAUAGUGGGGAUGGGUGGGGUUGGCAAGACCACCCUUGCUCAACUUUUAUAUAAUGAUGAUAGAGUGGUUGAUCACUUUAAAAUGAAAGCAUGGGUUUGUGUCUCUGAAGAAUUUGAUGUUCUAAGCGUUACCAGAUCAAUUCUUGAGGCAGUUACUGGACAGGCUUGUGAUGCCAAGAACCUAGAUAUGAUUCAAGUCAAGCUGAAGGAGUUGUUGAGUGGGAAGAAAUUUCUUGUCGUCCUGGACGAUGUUUGGAAUGAGAACUAUGGUCACUGGGAAAGCUUGAGUCAGCCUUUUAGAUAUGGCGCACAUGGGAGUAGGAUUAUUGUUACAACACGCAAAGACAAAGUUGCAUCUGUCAUGAAAACCGUUCAUAUUCAUCGUUUGCAGAAAUUACCAUUUGAAGAUUGCUGGAAAUUGUUUGCCAAAUAUGCAUUUGAGAAGGGAGAUUCCAAUUCACAUCCAAACCUUGAAAAUAUUGGCAAAGAGAUCGUGAAAAAAUGUAAAGGUUUGCCUUUAGCUGCAAAAACAUUGGCGGGUCUUUUGCGCUCUAAACGGGAUGCUGAGGAUUGGAAUAAUGUAUUGAAAAGUGCCAUAUGGGAUUUGCCAGAGGAUAACAUUCUUCCAGCAUUAAGAUUGAGCUAUCAUUAUCUCCCUGCACAUUUAAAGAGAUGUUUUGCUUAUUGUUCCAUAUUUCCCAAAGAUUAUGAAUUUGAAAUGAGGGAAUUAGUUCUAUUAUGGAUUGCAGAAGGUUUUGUGAAGCCAAGAAGUAACACAACAAUGGAAGAAGUAGGUUAUGAAUGCUUCAAUGAAUUGCUGUCAGUAUCAUUAUUUCAGCAAAGUGCUAGAGCAUCUUGUUUUGUCAUGCAUGAUCUUGUUAAUGAUUUAGCUCAAUCUGUGUCUGGAAAUUUUUGUUUGCGGUUAGAGAAUGACAAGCCACAUAUUAUUGCUGACAAAGUACGCCAUUUCUCAUAUACUAGAGGCAGGUUUGACGACUUUCAAAGAUUCAAGGUAAUCAAUGAGGCUAAGUUUUUAAGGACGUUCCUACCUUUAGGAAGUAAAUAUAGUUGGAGCUGGUUCAGUAAAAUGGUUUUAGAUGUUAUUUUGUUGAGACUAAUUUGCUCAAGGGUGCUGUGUUUGUCACAUUAUCGGAUUUUUGAAUUGCCUCAUUCAAUUAGCAAUUUGAUACAUCUACGCUAUUUGGAUCUCUCUUACACAAAAAUCCAACAAUUGCCAGAAUCUGUUUGUGACCUGUAUAAUUUACAAACAUUGCUGCUGAUUGAGUGCCAUAAUCUUACUACCUUGCCAACAGAGAUUGGAAAAUUAAUUUUCUUGCGUCAUCUUGAUAUCAGUGGAACUCGUAAGUUAAGGGAGAUGCCAAUGCAAAUGAGUCGAUUAAAAGAUCUCCAAACAUUAACUGCCUUCGUAGUGGGAAAGUGUAGCGGGUCAGGUAUUAAUGAGUUGAAGGAGUUUUAUCAUCUUCGUGGAAGCCUCUCCAUUUCAUGUUUGCAAAAUAUAAUGAGUUGCAUGGAUGCAAUGGAAGCAAAGCUGAAGGAGAAAAAGUUCCUAGAAACAUUGGUGCUGAGCUGGGAUAGUGGAAAUCCUAGUGAUUCAGAAAGUGAAAGAGAUGUACUUGACAAACUACAACCUCAUACAAACUUGAAACACCUACAGGUAAACAGGUACCGAGGCACAAGAUUUCCGGAAUGGUUGGGAGAUCAAUCAUUCUGUAAUAUGGUGUCUUUAUCUCUGCAUAAUUGUGAGGAUUGCUUUUUCUUGCCGUCGCUUGGUCAACUGCCCUCUUUGAAACAUCUUACCAUUUCAGGGAUGCCAAGCAUAACAAAGGUGGGCCCUGAAUUCUACGGAGAUUGUUCUUUAAGCAAACCAUUUCAAUCUCUUGAGAGACUUAGUUUUUCAGAAAUGUUGGAUUGGGAGGAAUGGUAUAUAUUGGAUGAUGGAGAGUUCUCUCGUCUUCAAGAGCUUCGGGUAACCAACUGUCCGAAGCUGAUUGGAGGCUUACCCAAACACAUUCCAUCUUGGGUGAGAGUUGAGAUUAGGGACUGCCCAGGGCUUAUGGCUUCACUUCCUAGGACAUGCGCUGCAAAUCAAUUAGAAUUGCAGGGAUGCGAUAGUGUAAAAUUGGGAUGGCAAGGUUUGUCUUCUCUCGUAAAGUUGGAAAUUUCAUCUGCAAGUUUGAAGGAACUGACACCUGAACUAUAUACCUUAAUAAAUCUGAAGAAAUUGUGGAUAGAGCGAUGUCCAGACCUAUUGUUAUUUCCAGACACAAGGUUGCCGCCCAUGCUUACAGACCUUACAAUCAGUGAUUGUAGGGCUAUACGUUGUUUGCCGGAGAGAGUGAUGUGUCUCAACAGUUGCCUUAAACGUUUGUAUGUUCACGCCUGUCCGAAACUAGUUUUCCCACUAUCUGAGGAGAUGGAGAACUGCUACACAUCCUUGGAAUCUUUGCUCUUUUUAACCUGUGAUUCUCUCCCUUCCCUGCCACUAGAAUUGUUUCCGAAGCUUCAAUCUCUAACAAUCGAAGACUCUGGAAAUUUUGAGACUCUUUUGACUCUAAACAAGCUUGGAUUCCAAAAUUUCGCAUCACUCGAACUGCUUUACUUGGAUGGGUGCUCUAAUAUGGAAUCUUUUUCCCAACAAGUAGUAAUCGCUCCCAAUCUGAAAACGUUUGAACUCCGGAACUGCAAGAAACUCAAGUCGUUACCCGAUCGAAUGCAUAGCCUCACAUCUCUUCAAUCAUUGAUGAUAGGGAACUGCCCAGGAAUUGAGUCAUUUCCGGAAGGGAGCCUGCCCUCCAGCUUACAUAGUCUUCAAAUCAGGAAUUGUGCGAAACUUGUGGCUCGGAGGAGAGAGUGGGGUUUGCAAAGACUCCCUUCUCUUACACGCCUUUCAAUCGCAGGUGAAUAUGUAGAAGAUGUGCUAGAGUCGUUUCCGGAGGAGGGUCUGUUGCCCUCGACUCUCGUAUGGCUCGAGAUCAGCGACUUAUCAAAUCUCAAAUCGCUGAACAACAGGGGCCUUCAACAUCUUGGCUCUCUCAAAUACAUGAGGAUUGCGGAGUGCCCUCAACUCCAAUCCUUGCCGGAAGAAGGGCUUCCAACAUCCCUCUUUCUGCUGGAAAUCUUGGAGUGUCCAUUGUUGAAACCUCGUUGCCUAAGGGAGGAAGGACAAGACUGGCAUAAGAUUGCUCGCAUCCCCUUACUACAUACGGAUUCUGAACUCAGCUUUGAUCAACGCACUCUCGCUCCAACACAACAUUACUCUCUGUAUUCCGAAAGCAGUUGGUAGUCAGAAAUCUUCUCAACGUUCUAGUCAG